Molecule: messenger RNA, 4191 nt
Organism: Clarias gariepinus (North African catfish)
Lineage: Eukaryota; Metazoa; Chordata; Actinopteri; Siluriformes; Clariidae
Gene: exoc4
Product: exocyst complex component 4
Exons: 18
Coding region: 13-2907 (964 amino acids)
Biological process (GO): chemical synaptic transmission; exocytosis; Golgi to plasma membrane transport
Cellular component (GO): exocyst; growth cone membrane; synapse
Source: RefSeq, a predicted model, not a curated record
AGAACCGUAAAGAUGGCAGCUGACACCGGGAGAUACCGGAGUGCAGUGUCCAAAAGCAAGGACCCUUCCAGUUUAUUAAUCUCCGUUAUAAGGACUCUGUCGAACAGCGACGAUGUGCAGGACCGGGAGACGGAGAAGGGCCGCCUGGAGGAGGCGUACGAGAAAUGCGACCGCGAUCUGGACCAGCUCAUUGUUCAGCACUACACUGAGCUCACCACGGCCAUCCGCACCUACCAGAGCAUCACAGAGAGGAUCACCAGCUCGCGCAACAAGAUUAAACAGGUGAAGGAGAACCUGCUGUCGUGUAAGAUGCUGCUUCACUGUAAGAGGGACGAAUUGAGGAAGCUGUGGAUCGAGGGCAUCGAGCACAAACACGUCCUCGAGCUGCUGGACGAAAUCGAGAACAUCAAACAGGUUCCUCAGAAACUGGAGGCCUGCAUGGCCAGCAAACAUUACCUGCAUGCCACGGACAUGCUGGUGUCAGCGGUGGAGUCUCUGCAAGGCCCUCUGCUGCAGGUGGAGGGUCUGGGUGACCUGCGGCUGGAGCUGCACAGCAAGAAGCUCAACAUUCAUCUGGUGCUGAUCGAUGAGCUUCACCGCCACCUCUACAUCAAGUCCACCAGCCGCGUGGGCCACCGGGGCAAGGACAAAGGGCGGCCCGGAGGAUCUGUUUCAAAAGACUCGUCCAUUUUGGAAGUCAGCAGUCUGUCCACUCCACGGAAGCUCACAGAGACGUCCCAAUUCAGCACUCCUGCAGCAUCUAGCAUUCGGGAUUUGCAGGACGAUCUGGACGCCGACCCAGAAGAGAACAGCGCCGAGUUCAUGGGGAUCCUGAUCAAAGCUUUGGCCAAACUCAAGAAGAUCCCCGAGACCAUCAACGCCAUCAUGGAGCGCCUGGAACCGGAGCUCAAGCAGAUCCUUAAAAGGUCCACCACCCAGAUCGCAGACCACGCCUACCAGAGGGGGGAAAUCCUGGUGCAGGACAACCAGCCAAGGCUGCUCCUGGAACUGCUCGAGCUGCUGUUCGACAAGUUUAACGCCGUCGCUCAGGCUCACAGCGUCGUCCUGAACCAUCUGCAGCAGAUCGUGGUGUCUCCCAGCGGCGCUCACGAGGGCAUCAAGCUCUACGAGCAGGCUGACGUCUCCGCCAAGAUCCAGACCGUGCUCCAGGUUCUCCUGAUGGACUACCUGGACGUAAAGAACACCCGCAGCGCAGCAGAACCCUCGGCCCAACUCUCAUACGCGAGCACCGCCGGGGACUUCGGAGCUUUUUUCGCCAAGAAGAAACCAAAUCGACCUAAACAGUCUCUCUUCAAGUUCGAGUCGUCGUCCCACGCCAUAAGCAUGAGCGCGUACCUGCGGGAACAGCGGCGAGAACUUUACAGCAAGAGCGGAGAGCUACAAGGAGGAGCUGACGAUAACCUGAUCGAAGGAGGAGAGACCAAGUUCCUGUGUAAGCCCGGGGCCAGGAACAUCACCGUCAUUUUCCAGCCUUUGCUCAGGUUCAUCCAGGAGAUUGAGUCGAGCAUGGGUCCAGGGAAGCAGUGUCAGCUUCGCACUUUCCUCACCUACUACAUCAACGAGCUGUUCCUGAACCAAGUGCGCACCGAGAUCAAUAAAGAAAUAGAAACUGUCACUAAAGUCUCUGAUCCUCUUAAGAUCCUGGCCAGUGCGGACACCAUGAAGAACCUGGGCGUCCAGAGACCUCUUCUACAGAGCACUGUGAUUGUCGAGAAGUCCAUCCAGGAUCUGAUGAGUCUCAUGCGGGACCUCAGCGCUUAUUCUAACCAGUUCCUGGAGAUGGUCUGUGACAAACUCAAAGAGUACAAAGAGAUCUGCAACACUGCCUACAGGAGUAUAGUGCAGUGCGAGGAUAAGCUGACCAUCAGUGCCUCCUGGGCCAAAGACGAGGACAUCAGCCGUCUGCUGCAGUCACUGCCUAACUGGUCCAACAUGACUCAACCCAAACAGCUGCGUCAGAAAAGAGAGGACGAGGAGGACUUUACACGGGCGGCGUUUGCUAAGGAGUCUGAGGUCCUGACGGGGAACCUGGGAGACAAGCUGAUUCCUCAGAAUGAGAUUCUGCGGGACGUCAGUGACCUAAAGGCUCUGGCAAACCUGCAAGAAAGCAUGGAGUGGCUGGCGGUUUCCCUCAAAGGCUUCUUCUCCAGCUUCCCCCAAACCUCCAGUCCGUCCCCUGGCUCGGACACGCAGGCGAGCAGCGAGAGCGCACGCAAUCGAGAGCACAUCCUGCAGACCCUCUCAGACCUCACCAGGUCUUUCCAGGACAUCGCUGACCGCUGCCUGCUUGUGCUGCACCUGGAGGUCAGGGUGCACUGCUUCCACUAUCUCAUCCCCCUGGCCAAGCAGGGCAACUACGCCAUCGUGGCCAACGCAGCCAGUAUGGACUACGACCCCCUGGUGGUCAAGCUGAACAAGGACAUCAGCGCCAUCGAGGAGGUGAUGGGAGCCGCGCUGCAGCAGCACAAGUUCCAGUACAUCUUCGAAGGUCUGGGCCACCUGAUCUCCUGCAUCCUGAUCAAUGGCGCUCAGUACUUCAAGCGCAUCAGCGAGUCUGGAAUCAAGAAGAUGUGCAGGAACAUCUUCGUGCUCCAGCAGAACCUCACCAACAUCACUAUGUCACGCGAGGCCGAUCUGGACUUCGCUAGGCAGUACUAUGAGAUGUUGUAUAACACAGCAGACGAGUUGUUGAACCUGGUGGUGGAUCAGGGCGUGCGUUACAGCGAGCUGGAGUACAUCAACGCCCUGAGCCUCCUGCACCGCAGCCAGACCGGCGUGGGAGACCUGAGCGUCCAGAACACACGCCUGCAGCGCCUCAAAGAGAUCAUCUGCGAGCAGGCCGCCAUCAAACAGGCCACCAAGGACAAGAAAAUCACUACUGUGUAAACACACACACACACACACACACACACACACACACACACACACACACACACACACAGUCUAUAUUUUCUUUUAAUGUGCAACACUAGAGAAUGAAAGAAGUAUUGCACACAUACUGUUUACACUCACACACACACACACACAAAUUAGUCUGUAAUAAAAUAAUCCCUCGGAGCAUGCCUCACCCACCACCAGGCUUCACCUCGUGAAAUAAGCAGAUGGAAUCUGGACGCGUGACUCGAGGACACUGUCAUCUCAUUUUCCUGUAAUAUAAAAGCACUGCUCUCGGUUAUAUGCCGCCUCACACACUCACUCUCACACACACACACACACACGAGUGUGUCCACAAUCACACACAGCACAUCAGAGUGCUGGAAUUAUUAUCCGUCACUCCCUGCGAUGUUAUUUUGUCCUCCUAAAAGGAUAUUCUUUUAUUCUACAUUUUUUUAACGCCGGCGUUUAUUUGGAAGAAAAAGGCGAUUAAUUGUGUAUCGUAUCUUUAGGGUCAGUGAUGUGUGUAUUUUAGAGAGAAAGAGAGGAAAAGGGAUCUCCAGCCAUUGACUCGCAGCUAUCAAAACUUUAAUUCGCCUUUUUUCCUUAAGUCUUACUCACUUGGUCUCUCUCUCUCUCUCUCUCUCUCUCUCUCUCUCACAUACACGGAAUGCCACAAAUCAUUCAUUCUUUCUGCCCCAUGGUGCUUUUAGUUCAUUAACUCGGAAGAAAAGUGCUUAACAAGAGAAGGAGAAAGAAAGCGCUGUCGAUACAGAAACACGGGCACCAGGCAAACGGCGCUCCCUGAAGCCAGCGCAGCGAUACAUCAUUAUGACUCAGUGUCAGGAAUCAAUAACGGCCCACGGGCGCUGCGCAACGUAUUAACGCGAGUGAGGGGGAAAGAAAAGAAACGUCUUUAAUAUUCCGACUUUAUUUGAACGAUGAUGUGAGUGCGGAGAGCGGGCGACAGGAAGUUUGCAGGAACAAAGCUACGUGGAGUGAAGCCGAAAGAUUUAGAUCAACCUGAUGCGCUUGACCUUAACUUCAUGGAUUUAGGGAUUUGGGUUUCGUUUUUUCUUUUUCAAUUUAUCAGCACGGUGCCAAGAAAAUAUUAUUAAGCUUUUAUUUUAUAGAAAUGCAUUAGUUUUGUGGGUUUUCACUGAUGCUUUGUAAGGUUAUUGAUUUAUUUUGCUUCGAAUGUGUCCACUGUUUAACUUUUCAAUGUACUGAAUGUAUUUAACAUUUCAAUUCUGUAACAUAACAUGAAAUAAAUCAAUAAAAUCCAACUCGUUUGGC